Molecule: messenger RNA, 3621 nt
Organism: Chroicocephalus ridibundus (black-headed gull)
Lineage: Eukaryota; Metazoa; Chordata; Aves; Charadriiformes; Laridae
Gene: RAB44
Product: RAB44, member RAS oncogene family
Exons: 17
Coding region: 183-2789 (868 amino acids)
Biological process (GO): vesicle-mediated transport
Molecular function (GO): GTP binding; GTPase activity; calcium ion binding
Source: RefSeq, a predicted model, not a curated record
ACGGAAAAGUCGCCUUGAGUAAGAGAGAAGAUGAGAGCUCGGGCGCGGGGCAGGUGGGUGGGCGGCAGCAGCACCCCCGGCGUGGGACCCGCAUCCCCCCUGGCACAGGGAGCCGCGCUGCCCCCGGCACCCAUAAGCUGAGGAUUCUUCUUGGGACACGGGAAAGGACCGAGCCGGGAGCCAUGGCCGAGCACCGGGUGGCCACCAAGGGUCGGCGGAUGGGCUCCAGCCGGCGCAAGCAGCUGCGUGAAGGCUCCGGUGAGGCACCGGCACCAGCCCCCAGCCCCGGUGAGGAGCCACCAUGGGCAUCCGAAAUCGCACAGAGGGUGCAGGACUUCUUCAAGGAGCGGGACAAGGACCAGGCGGGGUUUGUCACCCGCUCGGACAUGCAGAAAUUGCAGGAGGAGGAUUUCCCGUGCAGCAUGGAGGAGCUGGAGCUCGUCUUCGAUGGGCUGGACACUGCCGGCACCGGGCGGUUAAGCACCGAGGAGUUCACUGCCGGGCUCCGGCAGUUCCUGAGAUCCCAAAAAGCUGCCAGGGACCACCGCCGGCGGAAAACGGCAUCCCGGAGGGUCCGCUUGGUCCUCCCCAGCCCAACGUUGGAGGGGGCGGACAGCGAGGAGCGGAGACACUUUGCUGCCUUCAUGGACCAGCUGGGCACAGCCAACGUCUCUGAAGAACAGGAGAUCUGGCAGCUCUGGGUGAAGCUGCGGCAGGACGAACCCCAGCUCCUGGGGAACCUGGAGGACUUUCUGGCCAAGAUGAGGCACCGCAUCCAAGAAGCCAGGAGUAAGAAGAAGGCUUUGGAGGUGACCCUCAACAAGCAUGUGGCUGAGCACGACAAGGAGGUGCAGCAGCUCUGCGAGGCCCUGGAGCAGCAGAUCCAUCAGGAGCAGCAGCAGCUGCAGCAGGAGAGCAUGGCCCGGAGCCACCAGCACAGCGUGGAGCUGCAGCAAGCGCUGGAUGCCAGCGAGAGGGAGGUGCAGCGCUUGGUCAUGGCGCAGAUGGAGCUGGAGACCCGAUGCCGCAGCCUCCGCAGCACACAACAAGCCGCCAGCACCGAAAACCAGCAGCUGGAGGAGAGCAACCGGGUGCUGGAGGAUCACCUGCAGCAUCUCCGCCAGCAGCUCCAGCAGACCCAGGGGCGGCUACAGGCAGCGAGGGCUUCGGUGGUCUGGGAGCGCACGGAGGAGCCCGGGGACGGAGCAGCGGCAGAGCUGCCCGGUGAGAUGCCCCUGUCCCCACAGACGAGCCUGGAGAAGAGCGAGAAGCACCGCUCCGAGAUGCGGAUCAGGCUGGGGUCCCAGAGCGGCGAGCCCAAAGCCAAGGCAACCUACCAAGUAGUUUGGGAAAUGCCGCCGGCAGACAUAAGCCUUUUGGGAGCCCCGCGGAGAGCGAGCUCUGCGGAAGAGGACCCCUUCCCAGAAUUUCUGAAAGAGGAACGCUUUUCUGACCAAAGCUCUUUGCUAAGAGAGAUGAAUGAUGCAAUAGCAGCUCUGAGCAAACAGCUGAAGCCACAGGCACCGGGAGCAUCCCCCGCCCCAGCAGACGCUGCCCGUCACCCCCGGGAUGAUGCUGAGCCCCAAACAGGGCCGGAGGCAGCCACAGCCCACGGCACAACCCCCGGAGUCGGGCGAAAGACCCUCCCCGGCCACAUCGGUCACCAGCCGGUUGAAGGAGACCUGCAAGAGGGACCGGCCGCAGCUGAGCUUCGUGCUCCAGACGUGACACAGGCUGAUGUGCGGCGGCUAAGCGCUUCGGGACAGGGAGCCCAAAGCGAACUUCAGGAGCAGGUCUCAGCGCAGGCAGAUAAGGUGAGGCUUCACACUGCUUCCCAGCAGCCGGAGGAGAAGCCGCCGCAUGUGAUGGAAACAGAACAAGCAGCUGCCGGACCUGCUGAGCCUCCAAAACCAGAGGUGCCACCAGCGUCAACCCUUCACACGAGGGUCCGACAGGAAGAUGCUGGAAACGACCAGUUGGGGAUGGUCCUCGGAGACAGCUCACUGGGGGAUGCAGCCAACAGCAGCCUGCAGCCUCAGAGGCAGCUCGUGGGAGAACAGGGCGAUGACCUCACCGUUGGUCAACGGGAGAAGCAGCAAGAAGUUGGGCGGAAAAUGAGCCAGAAAUCCCAGCCCAGCCCAGGAGAGUGGGGGGAUGUGACUGCAGAUGGGGCAGGAGCUGCCCCAAGGGGUUCUCCUGAGGCCUCCCCGGACCCAGACCACCUCUACAACGUGCUGUUCAUCGGGGACUCCCACGUGGGCAAAACGUCAUUCCUGUACCGCUUGCACGCCGACACCUUCAACCCGCACCUCGCCGCCACAGUGGGACUGGAUUAUCACGUCAAAAACCUCAUCGUGGACAACAAGUGCUUUGCCCUCCGCCUGUGGGAUUCAGCUGGUCAAGAAAGGUACCGCAGCAUCACCAAGCAGUUCUUCCGGAAGGCGGACGGGGUCGUGGUGAUGUACGAUAUCACGUCGGAGUACUCCUUCUCGGACACGCGGUACUGGCUGAGCUGCAUCCAGGAAGGAGCAGAAGACGGAGUCGUUAUUCUGCUCCUCGGGAACAAAACCGACUGCGCCGCAGAGAGACAGGUCCCCACCAAGGAGGGGGAACGCUUGGCCAAGGAGCAUCAGCUCAUGUUUUAUGAAUGCAGCGCUGCCUCGGGCCACAACGUCUCCGAGUCCAUGGUCAGCUUAAUCAGGUCGCUCAAAGUUCGUGAAGAUGAAUUAAAAAAUGAGGCAAAAGAGGUAGCAAAGCCACCCCAGAAGAAGAAGGGCUGUUGCUGGUGAUGGACGGACUGCCCCCCCCGCCCCUGUUGUGAUCGGAAAUGGCAAUGACAACCAGAAAAGCAUAAAAAUAGCCCUGGGGGGGGACCACCUCGUCUCCCCAUGUGUCGGCCCUGCCUGAUGUCCCUCGGAUGCUGAGAGCAAAAGCCGCUGCGGAGGAGCCGGCUGUCACCCGUCCCUGUCCCCGCUCACCUGCUGCUGUUGUCCCAGAGCACACGAGCCCCCCGAAAUACUUGUUGGGAAACUUUUUACCACUUUGUGGAGACAAAAACAGGCUAAGGAAAGAGGCAGAAAAGGAAUCCGCCUGGAUGCGAGAUGCUGGAGCAAUACUGGAAGCAGCAGGGAGAAAAACUGAGUCUUGGGAUAAAAGAAAAUAAUACCAGGAGUCACUUGAAGACUCCUGAAGUGUAUGAAAUAAGGGGGUUUAGGGCUGUCAGUGCCACUGUGCAGCGGUGACUUUUGCUCUGGCUUUUUAAUCAGAUUGGAUCUGGAACGAUGAAAUCUGCGGUAUAUCCUAAAGGCACUUUCUAAGUCUUUCCAAUUAGGCAAAGCAAAGCUAAUUUUUCUCUUUCCUGGUUUAUCGUGCCAGGGAGCGUAACGGAUCUUGACAGAAAACUACUAAAAACUGCUCCAAAUGAAUACAAAAGCCCCAAAAGCGUGUUCAGGAUAAUAGAAAGAGCCAUGGGGUGGUGGGAUAUAGGAUCAGAUAAAUGCUUGCAAGAGCCCUUUUUCCUUGCAUUGCCCCCAGAACAGAUUUUUUUUUUUUUUUUUGCGCUAUUGCAGGGAAUUUAAGGUCGGGCAGGGAAAAGCAAUCUGCUGCACCCUGCCCUUCCGC